Molecule: messenger RNA, 1575 nt
Organism: Astyanax mexicanus (Mexican tetra)
Lineage: Eukaryota; Metazoa; Chordata; Actinopteri; Characiformes; Acestrorhamphidae
Product: S-adenosylmethionine synthase-like
Exons: 9
Coding region: 98-1297 (399 amino acids)
Biological process (GO): S-adenosylmethionine biosynthetic process
Cellular component (GO): cytosol
Molecular function (GO): ATP binding; methionine adenosyltransferase activity
Source: RefSeq, a predicted model, not a curated record
CUCCCUUUCUCUUUUACUCUGGGGGUGCAGUCAGCACUCAGCUCGUCCCGGUUCUCUCCUGAAGGCCACGGUUAGCACCCUUGCUGAAGUGGAGAAGAUGAAUGGAGGCCUGCAGAACGGCUCCUGCUGCGAUGGAGAUUUCAUCGGCGGAGACGGAGACUUCAUGUUCACCUCGGAGUCAGUGGGAGAGGGGCAUCCAGAUAAGAUCUGUGAUCAGAUCAGUGAUGCAGUGUUGGACGCUCACCUAAGGCAGGAUCCGGAUGCUAAAGUGGCCUGUGAGACGGUAUGUAAGACGGGUAUGGUGCUGCUGUGUGGAGAGAUCACGUCUCGUGCCAAUGUAGACUACCAAAAGAUCGUAAGAGACACCAUUCGCCAUAUUGGAUACGACGACUCAAACAAAGGGUUCGACUAUAAGACGUGUAAUCUUCUGGUGGCUCUGGAGCAGCAGUCUCCGGACAUCGCUCAGGGAGUUCAUGUAGACCGGCAGGAGGCAGAGAUAGGAGCUGGAGACCAGGGUCUGAUGUUUGGCUACGCUACAGAUGAGACGGAGGAGUGUAUGCCUCUCACCAUCAUGCUGGCGCACAAACUCAAUGCUAAGAUGGCUGAACUCAGGCGUAACGGCACUGUUCCCUGGCUGCGACCAGACUCCAAGACACAGGUGACAGUGCACUACUCACAGGAGAACGGUGCGCUGAUUCCUCGGAGAGUUCACACCAUCGUUAUCUCCGUCCAGCAUGACGACUAUGUGACUUUGGAUGAGCAGAGGGAGGUGCUGAAGGAGAAAGUGAUCAAGGCCGUGGUUCCAGCCAAAUACCUGGACAAGAAGACCGUCUACCACCUUCAGCCCAGCGGCCGCUUCGUCAUCGGAGGCCCUCAGGGAGAUGCAGGAGUAACAGGACGUAAGAUCAUUGUGGACACUUACGGAGGCUGGGGGGCUCAUGGAGGCGGGGCAUUCUCUGGGAAAGAUUAUACCAAGGUGGACCGUUCCGCUGCCUACGCCGCCCGCUGGGUUGCCAAAUCCCUGGUGAAGGCCAAGCUGUGCCGAAGAGUGCUGGUUCAGGUGGCGUACGCCAUUGGAGUAGCUCAGCCUCUCUCCAUCUCGCUGUUCACCUACGGCUCCUCCCACAAAAAUGAGAAGGAGCUUCUACAGAUUGUCAAUAAGAACUUCGACUUGAGGCCUGGGGUCAUCGUCAGGGAUUUGGAUCUGAAAUGGCCGAUCUAUCAGAAGACAGCGUGCUACGGACACUUCGGCAGGAAAGAGUUCCCCUGGGAAGUGGCCAAGAACCUCAACUUCUAGUGAUGUGUCGUGUGUGUGUGUGUGUGUGUGUGAGUGUGUGUCUCAGCACCGUGUAUAUACUCGGCACGUGUGGAUGUGUAUCAUCUCUCUUGCGUGUGUGUGUGUGUGUGUGUGAUUUAAUACAGGAGUGACGUGUGCAGCUGUCUGUCACCAUGAUCCGAGAGAGGCAGCUGAGUCUGAACGUGUACAUUUGUGUGUGUAUGAGAGCGUGUGUGUGUGUGUGUGUACGAGUGUGUGUGUGUUGAAUGUAAAAAAUAAACUUCUAAAAGUAAUCCUGA